UCUUGUGUACUUGAUGUAAAGAGCAGACAAGUGUCUACGUGCAUUGGUGAGGGAGAAAUGGAGGUCUUACAGAAACCACUCUUAUUCUUUUUCAUCCUUGUAUUGUUUGCCAGCAUCUGCACCUCACACCAACCAAUGUUUGAGAGUCUACGCUUCGAAAUAGACGCAUUUUCUGAAAGAAUGAAAGGUGCGUUUGAGAAGUUCGCUGAAGGUUUGGAUUAUUUCAAUUCGAAACUGGAGUAUAUCAACAGCGGCUUGAACACUACCCUGGACCGGCUACAAGAGAAAUCAGGCGAGAUUGAAGAUAAACUAAACACUGGUCUCAAUAUUUCCCACGCUCAAGUCGAAGAAGCGGAGCGACUUUCUGAAAUUCGUUUCCAAAGACUAGAGAGUGAAAUGCACGGUAUGCAGAAUGACGCCGCCUCGGUACACGCAGGGAUAACCAUAACACAAGAGACAAAUGACGCACUUGUAAAAGCAAUUGGAGAAAUAAAACGGGAUUACGAAGAUUUCAAGAGGAGGACAUCCACAUUAUGGAAUGUUCAGGCCAGCGUGAUGUCAGUCUUGGAACAGGUUGACAUCAACAAGGAGGAACUGUCAAUUAAGAUCACCAACAUGUCCGAAGAUCUGACAGGUGUUGUCAAGUAUGCUGUGCGUCCUCUCCAUUCAUCCAUGUUAAGCGUUGUCGAAGAAAUGUCAAUAAUCGAAAAGAAACUCGAUUCCAUAGGUGUCCAAAAUGAUUGCCCCCAACACUGGAAGAGGUUUCAAACUUCGUGUUAUCUUCAUGUGCCUGAACCUUCAUCGUGGAAAAUAGCGAAGUUUAUGUGUAAACAGACGGGAGCUUUCCUGGUUGAAAUCUAUUCCCAAGAAGAGGCUGAGUUUGUGUCAAGCAUAUUUGGAAACGAAACAAAUAAGAUCUGGACCGGCGCCAAAAUUGGACGUAAGGGGACGUGGUUUUGGGAAGGAAGUAAAAGCGAAGUGCCCUUUGAUGAAUUCGGAGGUGGCUUCCUGAGCGGGCGAGGCAGGAAGUACUGUGGUGUUUUCCUGCCUGACACGCGUGUCCUUGAUGACGAAACUGUGGACGGAACCAUGGAUUUGUUUGUAGAAUGUUCAAAAUGA
This is a messenger RNA of Haliotis rubra (blacklip abalone), 1119 nucleotides long. Its product is annotated as C-type lectin domain family 10 member A-like. Bases 58 to 1119 code for a protein of 353 amino acids. Gene Ontology annotation, biological process: phagocytosis, recognition; positive regulation of killing of cells of another organism; positive regulation of cell migration. The record is from RefSeq and is a predicted model, not a curated record. Gene Ontology annotation, cellular component: cell surface. Gene Ontology annotation, molecular function: pattern recognition receptor activity; (1->3)-beta-D-glucan binding. NCBI's taxonomy places the organism in Eukaryota, Metazoa, Mollusca, Gastropoda, Lepetellida, Haliotidae. The transcript has 5 exons.